This is a messenger RNA of Betta splendens (Siamese fighting fish), 2058 nucleotides long. RefSeq names its product SAM domain, SH3 domain and nuclear localisation signals 1b (gene samsn1b). Gene Ontology annotation, molecular function: protein binding. Bases 90 to 1949 code for a protein of 619 amino acids. The record is from RefSeq and is a predicted model, not a curated record. Lineage: Eukaryota; Metazoa; Chordata; Actinopteri; Anabantiformes; Osphronemidae. The transcript is spliced from 15 exons.
GUGUGAAAGUGUGUGUGCAUCCUGGAGAUCACAGCGCACAACUUGUCUCCACUCAGCUCCAUUGCUGUUGUUGACGCAGAGCUUUUACCAUGAACCUUUUCUGCUUCAGUCUGGAGGGCUCCACAGAAAGCAUUUAUGAACCAGCCUGCAGUCAAACAUUCACAGAGGCUGUGCCCAAAUCCCAGAGGAGCUCUUCCCUUCUGACACCAAAGCCCGAGUGGGGAAGUUCACACGCAUCCCUCCGUUCUGACGAACCUCGGAAUGAAACAAAGUUAAAACAGGAGAACAAACAGUUGUGUCUACCAAACUCAACUUUGGAAAAUACAACACGAGACAGAUUAAUCAGUCAUGCCUGCUGUGUGUCAUCUGCCAACAGGAGGGACUCGUCUUGUCAAAGGAAUGCCCAUAACAAAGCAGACACACAAGCUUUCUGUCACAAUAGCACCGUGGCAGGAGGCAGAGGAAAGGAGCUGAAGUGUGACAGGACAUGCACAGAUCAUCCAGCUCAGAAGACUGAAUCUGCAGCCGACACCGCAGAAUCAACCCAAACAACAAGAAGGCUGACGAAGUUACAGAGUCUGCUCCAGGCGGAAGCUGGAAGAGGGGAGAACACAUAUAAUUCAACAGAUGCAUUGAGUAACACCAACCCAGUGUUGACCAGAGUGUUCAACCUUGGGAGGACAGCAAAGAAGCUUUGUGAAAAUGCUCCAUCGCCGCAGAAGAAACGGCCCAAAAACCAUAAGGCGUCGGAGGAAGAAGAAUCGUGGAGGCCAUGUGUUCCACAUCACCUGCCCAACAUGUUUGAAUGCCCCCAACCCUGGACUCCCCUGUACCACACCUGCCACCAAGCUCGCCACGAGCUGUGGGGUUGCAGUGGAGCCCUGUCGCUGCCUCAGGCCACACAGUGGGACGACUUUGAGACGCUGAUGCAGCAGCUGGACAGCAAAGGGUGCAGUCCGGCUCCACAAAUGGUACGCUCCAUCACAGAUCUACACCUCUGUCAAAAUACGUUGACCAGAUUUGGCAGAUCUGACGCCUUCAGACAUCAGCCACUUCUAAUGAAACUGCAGGAUUAUGGGAAAAGUCUGCAAAAACAAGGCGAGAGCGUUGAUUCGUCCCAGCUGGGGCUGCUGGGAAUGCCGCUGCUGAGCAUCAGGGAGAACAGCGAGGCCACAGCAGAGGAUGCGCCGGUGGCUGUCAACGGAAAGAAACCGAUAAAUGAAGCGUCAAAGAAGGUGAAAGGUGGAAGGAGACAGUCCAGUGAUUCUCUGGAAAGCCUCUACAGCCUCAACAGUGGACAAAGCUCCUCCAGUGGAGUCACCAGCGGCUCAGACCUGUCAAGUAACAGUAACAGCCUGAGGCUCGAGGACGACCUCUUCUGUGGCAGAGCCAGAGUCCAUACGGAUCACGUGCCAAGUCCUUAUGACACAGAGUCGCUCAAGCUUCAGGUAGGGGAUGUGAUUGACAUCAUCUCUAAGCCGCCUAUGGGAAUAUGGACAGGAAUGCUGAACGGCAGAGUCGGAAACUUCAAGUUCAUUUAUGUGGACAUGUUGACAGAGGAGAGUCCUGAGCCACACAGUCACAGAGCGAGACACAAAUCAACCGUCCAGGAAGUUUUAAGACGCCUCAGUCUGGAGAAAUACGCCUCGUCUCUGCAGCUGAAUGGCUAUCAGACUGUAGACGACCUGAUAAGUCUGGAGGAGCGUCACCUGGCGAAGCUGAACAUGACUGACCCAGAGCACAGGCGUCGUCUGCUCGCUGCCGUCGACUGCCUGCAGCAACUACUCUCUGAGAGUCCAUCAGAGAAUGAGGUCAGCGAGGAGACCGAGACCCCCGGCAAGAACCAUAGCUACCCAGGAGAUUCCAGCUGCCACACGUCAUCUGACGGCCCUCACGGCAGCACGGGACAUGCACACCUUCAACCCCCUCCACCAGCAGCUUCAGCAUGAGAAUCAUUCAUCAUCAUUCAAUAAAACGGCUGUAUUUUUUACUGCACUGCAAACAACAUGAGCUCAGUUUUAUUUACUGCAACUACAGAAAGACAAAAUAAAUAUUUUC